Messenger RNA from Metarhizium robertsii ARSEF 23, 624 nucleotides. RefSeq lists its product as uncharacterized. The record is from RefSeq and is a predicted model, not a curated record. The transcript is spliced from 2 exons. Lineage: Eukaryota; Fungi; Ascomycota; Sordariomycetes; Hypocreales; Clavicipitaceae. Bases 1 to 624 code for a protein of 207 amino acids.
AUGAUUCCGCUUCCAUGGAACCAGUACAAGGACAUCAUCAUUAGGCUGUAUGCGCGGCAUACACUUGAUGAAGUGGUGAUGAUGAUGGAUGACAACUACCACUUCAAGGCCAAGCGUCAGAUCGCCAUCACGCCGGACGGAGAAUAUGUGUCGACCAACUCGCAUAGGGAGAGCAGCUCUGACAUGAUGACUGCAUCGGUUGACGUGGCAGCAGCAUCUCCUUCUGUGUACACUGAACCGGGCAACCUUUACCCAUAUAUGGAAGUGGCCACUUAUGCCCCUGAUAGUGACCUUUAUCAAGGCGGACAGGGACAGUAUGGUUAUGCAAUGAAUAUGUCUGACACCGCACAGUUUGAUGUAUCUCAACUGCUUUUGUCUCAGAUUGCAGAGGAGCACUAUCCCCCGACCACCACUGACCAGGCUGGGGGGACCUUUGCCUCGCUUCCUCAGGCAGAGUCCGAGGUUCAGUCUGCGGGCUACGAGCCAACUUCCACUGCUGCCACUUAUCAGCAGGUUGGCCUCUGGCCUGACAACCAGUCACCACGACCCGAGAGCAUUCUUCGGUCUCAUCGUUGGAGCAGAAGCCACCUCCGCAGUUCCAGGUCCAACAGGUCCCGAGACUGA